Molecule: messenger RNA, 590 nt
Organism: Capra hircus (goat)
Lineage: Eukaryota; Metazoa; Chordata; Mammalia; Artiodactyla; Bovidae
Product: interferon beta-2-like
Exons: 1
Coding region: 30-590 (186 amino acids)
Biological process (GO): positive regulation of peptidyl-serine phosphorylation of STAT protein; T cell activation involved in immune response; cytokine-mediated signaling pathway
Cellular component (GO): extracellular region
Molecular function (GO): type I interferon receptor binding; cytokine activity
Source: RefSeq, a predicted model, not a curated record
GAACAGGCAGCCCUGGGCCUGAUUUCACCAUGACCUACCGGUGCCUCCUCCAGAUGGUUCUCCUGCUGUGUCUCUCCACCACAGCUCUUUCCAGGAGCUUCAACUUGCUUCGAUUCCAACAAAGGCGGAGCUCUGUGGUGUGUCAGAACCUCCUGUGGCAGUUACCUUCAACUCCUCAACAUUGCCUCGAGUUCAGGAUGGACUUCCAGGUCCCCGAGGAGAUGAAGCAAGCACAGCAGUUCCGGAAGGAAGAUGCCGUAUUGGUCAUGUAUGAGAUGCUCCAGCACAUCUUCAAUAUUCUCACCAGAGACUUCUCCAGCACUGGCUGGUCUGACGCCAUCAUUGAGCACCUCCUUGUGGAACUCCAUGGGCAGAUGAAUCGUCUGGAGCCAAUCCAGAAGGAAAUAAUGCAGAAGCAAAACUCCACUAUGGGAGACACGACCGAUCUUCACCUGAGGAAAUAUUACUUCAACCUCGUGCAGUACCUCGAGUCCAAGGAGUACAACAGGUGUGCCUGGACAGUCGUUCGAGUGCAAAUCCUCAGGAACUUUUCUUUCCUGAGGAGACUAACAGGUUACCUCCGUGACUGA